UCAAACUCAUGUGUUGGCCACCGCGUGCGUGUAGUUUUUCUUUUCGCAUGGCUACAAACAAAUAGUUAAUUUGUAAUGAAAAGUAGCUGAAAUAUUACUGUAAACGUGUAAUUUAUGUAAAUCAAGAUGUCUACUACCGAUCUAGAAAAUAUACUUGAGAAAUUCAGUCUCUUUACACAGAAACCAGUGAAGUUUUUGACUGUGCAAAAAGAUGCUCACGAUGAUAUCAAAAAUCUGGUCAAAUCUAUGUAUGAUUUUACCAAAUCACAGGAAGAUAAUAAGUGUAAGUCAAAGGCAUCCGCUCUUCCUGAUUUGAUAGUGAAAGACUUUGAUGAAGAGCAGAUUUGGCAGGAAAUUGAGCUACAGAACACAGAAUGUUGGGAUGGCCUUGUAUGGGAAGUGGCCAACUCUAUGACCGCAAAGAAAGACUUGCUGUUCCCUAUUAAGGACCCAGAAAUACAAAGUGAGCAUGAUGAUGCCAGUGAAGUAGAUGGAGCUAGUGGAAAUGAUGGAGAAUUGGAAGAAAGUGAUGGAGGCUCACAAUCCGAGCCAGAAAAUGAUGAACCUCAACAAAAACAUAAAGUAUCGAAACCAAAGAUCAAGUCAAAACCAUCAGUUGUGGAUGACAAAUUUUUCAAGCUUCAAGAUAUGGAGAAGUUUCUUGUUACUGAAGAGAGAAAAGACGGAAAGGUGCCAAAACAAGCAGACAGUGAUGAAGAGUCCAUAGAUAUGUUUGAUGAAAUUGAUAGUGAAGGAUCAGAUGAGGAGGCAGAGGAAGGCAAGGAUAUGAUGUACAAUGACUUCUUCAAUAAUGAGAGUCAAGAGCAAGAUAGCCAAGCUGACUUUGAAGAAAAUGAUGAGCAAGAUGAUGAACAGAUGAGUGAAGAAGAUGAGCAAACACCUGUAAAGAAAAAGGGCAAGAAAGUUUCUUUUGCAGACAAAGAUGAAAAUGCUUCUGAUGGAUCAGAGAAUGAAGAUGAUGAUGAUGAGGACAAAAAUAUGUCAGAUGAUGGUGGAGAGAGUGAAGACAGUGAAACUACAACUAACAAAAUGGUAAAUGCUGCAAAGCCUGAAAAAAUUGAGAAGAAAUCAGAAUUUGAGAUGCGCCAAGAGAGGCUUCAGCAGACCAUUACUCGGUUAGAAAACAAAUCUCUAUCAGAAGCCCCGUGGCAGUUGAAAGGAGAAGUAGAUGCUACAAAACGCCCCCAAAAUUCAUUACUACAAGAAGUUGUCGACUUUGAUAUGACCUCACGCCCGCCUCCAGUAAUAACUGAGCAGACUACAAUUACUUUAGAAGAUUUAAUCAAACAGAGAGUCAAAGAUAAAGCAUGGGAUGAUGUUGUGAAGAAAGAAAAGCCAACAGAAGAUGUAUUGGCAUUCAGAAAACCUGAAGUGCUUGACCAUUCAAAGAGCAAACAGAGUCUUGCACAAGUGUACGAAGCUGAGUAUCUCAAACAGAAACAUUCUUCUACUGAUGAUGCAGAGAAUGAAAAUGAGCCAGAAGCACACAAGGAAGUCCGAGAAGCUAUGAACAGCUUGUUCAGUAAACUUGAUGCACUUUGCCACUACCAUUACACCCCAAAAGCUGCUCAGCCAGAGGUUAAAAUCGUUAGUAACACCCCAGCUAUAUCAAUGGAAGAGGUGGCACCGGUCGCUGUCAGUGAUGCUGCAUUAUUGGCUCCAGAAGAAGUUAAGAGGAAGAAAGCAGGAGAACUAAUGAGCAAGGAUGAGAGAACUGACACAGACAAGAAGAGGGAACGGCGUAAGAAGAAGAAGUUUCAGCAGAAGAAAGGAAAAGUGGAAAAGGUCACAGAACAGAGGAAUACGAAGAAGGGUGUUGAAGCUAAUACGGACAAGUCGUUGAAGACAUCCAAGGCGUUCUUCCAACAGCUGAACGAUGACACAACUAGUUUAAUCAAGUCUAGUAAUGCUAAACGUAAGAAUGUUAAGAAUAAAGGACAAUAAAUUAUGUGCUUAUUGCCUGUAUACAUAAAAA
Molecule: messenger RNA, 1996 nt
Organism: Plutella xylostella (diamondback moth)
Lineage: Eukaryota; Metazoa; Arthropoda; Insecta; Lepidoptera; Plutellidae
Product: U3 small nucleolar ribonucleoprotein MPP10
Biological process (GO): rRNA processing
Cellular component (GO): nucleus; Mpp10 complex; small-subunit processome
Source: RefSeq, a predicted model, not a curated record